UACUGAGUGCGUCAUUCUCACAAGAGGAAGUGAAAGUACAGAAAGCGUUAUUAUUUUCUUCCCUGGAUGGUGAUUAACUCGCAGUAACAGCAUAUAAAGAGGCUUUCUGAACAGCAUCGCCAAUAUGUCUGUCGCAAGCCCGAAACAAACAAUAAUGAAUCCAACGAUACCUUAUGCUGGUACCAUCCUGGGCGGACUUGAGCCCGGAGAGAUGGUGCUCAUCCAGGGCAGUGUACCCGGGGAUUGUGACAGAUUCCAGGUUGAUCUGACCUGCGGGAGCAGCAUGAAGCCUCGGGCAGACGUGGCUUUUCAUUUUAACCCUCGCUUCAAGCGCUCUCCCUACAUCGUCUGUAAUACACUGCAGAAGGAGAGCUGGGGAAAAGAGGAAAUCCACUACCUGAUGCCCUUCAGACACGGCGCUGCCUUCGAGAUCGUCAUACUGGUGCAGAGAGAUGUGUUCAAGGUGGCAGUAAAUGGCUCUCACCUGCUGGAGUACAGGCACAGGUUAGAGCUCAGGAAGGUGGACACGCUGGCCAUAUCAGGGAAGGUUCAGAUUCAAGCUAUUGGGUUCAUUCCCAGUUCAAUAAGCAAGAGCUCCAUAACACCCUCACAUGCAGUUGCAAGCAAAAGAACACAGCCUUAUUCAGUCUUGUCGGAGUCAGGAGACACGAGUCUUCCAUUUAAGAGCAAACUUGUGAAAGGAUUGAGUCCAGGAGAUUCUAUUAUGGUGAAGGGGCACAUCACUGGUUCCCCAGAGAGUUAUCCCCACAGUUUUGCUGUAAACCUGCGUAUCAGUAACUCAGAGGACAUUGCUUUACACUUAAACCCUCGUUUCAAAACUGGUUCCUUCAUUCGAAACUCUUUCCUGUCUGGUUGUUGGGGGGUUGAGGAGACUUCCCUCCCCAGCUUUCCCUUCUCACCCGGUCAAUACUUUGAGAUGAUCAUCCUGUGUGAAGCUCAGGAUUUUAAAGUGGCAGUAAACGGGCUCCACCAGCUGAGUUACAAGCAUCGUGUGCAGGAUCUAAGUUGUGUGGAUGUGAUCGAGAUUGUGGGAGAUCUAGAGAUUUUGGAUGUUAAGAUUUGGUGAGCAGCUCCAGCCUGAAGACCAUCCCUGUGUUUUUUCAAAUCAAGUAUAUUUAAUCAACGUGAGACUCCUGCGACUCAAGCAAAUCUAAACCAUUUUAACUAACUUAUUCAAGUGAUAAUUCAAUUUGGACUAAAAUGCUAGGCCUGGUGUGUUUGCGUUUUUAUGGCAUUAUCACUGGCAGGUCCAAUCUGGCUGAAUAUUGUACUCCUCAACCACAUUGUCAAACAAAUAGCACAUUUGAACUUUUAUUCUUUGUUGUUUUUUUGCUUGUUUAAGUGUUGAAUUUCAGCUCUAAUUAUAAUUUAGAUAAAGUGUGAUUUGAAGGACUUGUGAUUUGAGUUCCACUGCACAGGCAGGAAGUUGUUAACUGCCCAUGACUAAGACAAACCCCAUUUGCUGAACAGUAGUUGAGGAGAUCUGGAGAUGAUCUCAACUUGAGCCUGAUGGAGGUGGAGACGACUCCACGAAAACUAAACAUGGGUCAAAAAAGGUUGAGGACCCUGGACAUAACAGAUGCAUGGGUGAAAAAAAGACACUGUCUGGCAGGAUCUAAUUUGUUUUCAGAAUCAUUCCAAGCUAAUUCCAGGCAUUUGGAAAAUUACAGAUUGUAUCUUUAAAUUUCACACUGUUAGGCCAGAAACAGGGUUAUAUAUGAUAAACAUACAAACCUUUUCACUCAUAAGUAUAAUGACUGAAGUUGUUUCCUAAAUCAUUUCAAUUCCCUUUCUGCAGGAGGUGUACAUUUUACAUCAUACAAGCAGAUAAUUUGCUAAUGGAAGGCCUUCACUAAUUAAUUUGACUUUGCAUGAUGACCCUAUAUGAAUAUCAAACCAAUAAUCACUUCACCAUUAGGUUCCAGAUCUAAAGAUAAGCGCUUUUUUAUUAAUAGUUUCUAGCAGAACUAUGCAACAUUCCAACAGCCAACCACUGCUUUUUGCUACUACCAGUUCUAAGAAUCAUCUGCUAAUUUGUGAUUUUUAUUAAUAUAUAUUAUUUUUGUUUUCUUCUGGUAUCUGUUGAUCAAUGCAUUAAAGAUUAGCAAUAUUAUAAAAACAAUGUUUAGCAGUUA
Messenger RNA from Carassius carassius (crucian carp), 2156 nucleotides. RefSeq names its product galectin-8-like. Gene Ontology annotation, molecular function: carbohydrate binding. The record is from RefSeq and is a predicted model, not a curated record. The transcript is spliced from 9 exons. The coding region runs from base 125 to 1087 and encodes 320 amino acids. Lineage: Eukaryota; Metazoa; Chordata; Actinopteri; Cypriniformes; Cyprinidae.